Molecule: messenger RNA, 906 nt
Organism: Penaeus vannamei (Pacific white shrimp)
Lineage: Eukaryota; Metazoa; Arthropoda; Malacostraca; Decapoda; Penaeidae
Source: RefSeq, a predicted model, not a curated record
AUGGCGAGCGACCGAGCGUCCCUCAACGUCGGUUACAUCACAGGGAUCAAGAGUGACUCGAAGCCGAAGUACGGAACCACGGAAAACGAACCUCGAGUCGAAGCCGAAAGUCCGGAACAGGAAACGAACCUCGAGACGAAAGCGAAGUCGGAAACAGCGAAACGAACUCGCAGACGAAGGCCGAAGAUCCAGGAACAGGAAACGAAAACCUCGAGUCGCAAGCCGACAGUCGGGAACAGGAAGGAACCUCGAGACGAAGCCGAAGUCGGAACAGGAAACGAACCUCGAGACGAAGCGAAGUUCGGAACAGGAAGCGAACUCGAGACGAAGCCGAAGUCGGAACAGGAAACGAACCUCGAGACGAAGCCGAAGUCGGAACAGGAAACGAACCUCGAGUCGAAGCCGAAAUCGGAACAGGAAGCGAACCUCGAGACGAAGCCGAAGUCGGAACAGGAAACGAACCUCGAGACGAAAAUCGGAACAGGAAGCGAACCUCGAGACGAAGCCGAAGUCGGAACAGGAAACGAACCUCGAGACGAAGCCGAAGUCGGAACAGGAAACGAACCGAAGUCGAACAGGAAACGAACCUCCGAGUCGAAGCCGAGAGCGGAACAGAAACGAAAACUCGAGACGAAGCCGAAGUCGAACAGGAAACGAAGCCUCGAACGAAGCCGAAGUCGAACCUCGAGACGAAGCCGAGUCGGAACAGGAACGAACCUCGAACGAAGCCGAACGUCGAAGUCGGAACAGGAACGAACCUCGAGACGAAGCCGAAGUCGGAACAGACGAAAGCGAAGGAAGUCGGAACAGGAAGCGAACCUCGAGACGAAGCCGAAGUCGGAACAGGAAACGAACCUCGAGACGAAGCUUCGAAGCCAGGAGUCCAGAGCGCGAAAGAGACAAUGA